GUUUCCCUCAAUCAGUCACGCUCUGCGCCCUCCCUUAGCCACUACCCGAGUUGGUCAGUGAGACUCAGCUGUUCGUCAGUAUGGCGGCUCCUGCCGGUACCCGGUCCCAUGUGAGGCCUACUCUGUGUUCUUUUCUGCAAUACAGUGGAUACAGUUUGUUAUGGCUACUCUGAGUGUUAUAGGUUCAAGUUCACUUAUUGCCUAUGCUGUAUUCCAGAACAUACAGGAAUCUCCAAAGGCAAAGCAACUUGACCAUUUACCCCUAUUAUCAAGGUAUUAGCAUCUUAUUUGGAAGAAAAGUAUGAGAAAAAUUCCCUUUUAUACAGGUAAGGCCACUCUUUUAUCUCAGCUUCUCUGACCUCCUCCUGGGAAUAUACUGGCUCAUUGAGGCACUUCUCUAUGGAACUUCAGCAGCCAAUAAGGACAUUGUCUGCUAUAACCUGCAAGCAGUUGGACAGAUGUUCUUCAUUUCCUCAUUUUUCUACACUGUCAAUUACAUCUGGUAUCUAUACAAAGAGCUGAGGAUGAAACCCAGCCAGAGUGGACAGAGCACAUUUCCACUGGUUAUAGGUUAUACCUGUCGAGUUGGUCAAAUAGCCAUCAUUUUGUCAAGCCUGAUACCUCUACUAUUGAUGAUACCUGUGUUCUGUUUGGGCAAUGCCAGCGAAUGUUUCCGCAACUUCAGCCAGAGCCACAGGUGUAUCCUGAUGUACUCACCACCAGCAGCCAUGGCUAAACUCCUGCCUUCUGCUAACGCAUCAGUCUGUAGCACACUUUAUUUUUACGGACUUAUCAUUUUCCUGGUCAGCUUUCUACUCAGCCUCCUCACCAUUGUGGCCUUACUCAUUCAAGCCCAGACACUUUAUAAGAAGUUUCUGAAAUCGACUGGCUUUCUGGGGAGUGAACAGUGGGCAGUGAUUCACAUUGUGGAGCAGCGAGUACGCUUCUACCCAGUGGCCUUCUUUUGCUGCUGGGGCCCAGCUGUCAUUUUGAUGAUCAUAAAGGUGACUAAGCCACAGGACACCAAACUUCACAUGGCCCUCUACGUUCUUCAGGCUCUAACAGCAUCAUCUCAGGGUCUGCUCAACUGCGGAGUAUAUGGCUGGACACAGUACAAGUUCUACCAACUAAAGCAAGAGGCUCGGCGUGAUGCAGACACCCAGACACCAUUAUUAUGCUCACAGAAGAGAUUCUAUAGCAGGGGCCUAGAUCCGUUGGAAUCUACCCUUGCUUUUGCUACUAGCACCACCAGCAUUCUUUGAAACUAUAAAACUGGAACAUCCAAAACUGGAAUUAUUCUACACUAAUGGUUUGGGAAAAGUGUUUGGGAACAACAUCUUAAGUCUUUUCUAACUAUGCCUUAAACUAUGGAAGUGAAAGAAUGUAGUGCCAUGGUUAGUAGCUGCUCUAGGUGAAGUGGGUAGGAUCUAUCCAUUAUUCUCAGAUUCACAAGUAAAGUCACUCUUCAGGGAGAUGAAGCCACUUUCCACCUAAGAGAUAGACUCAUAUUAUUUCAACAGAUAUUAGAUUUAUCUAAGUCUCUUCUAGGAAAAAUGAAUUCCAAGUUAUUAUUUAUACAGAGUAUUUCCAAGCUCUCUACUCCGUGGUUGUGGGGGAAGUAGUGUGGCAUACAACAACUUUCUGAGAUCUUUACAUUGCUGUUACUUUCCCUUUGGUUGUACAAAGACAGUCCUGGGUUCACAUUCUUUGAAGAGUUUUGGAAACUCAGAAGAAGCAAGGACAAAAGCUGUCAAAAAAGUGAUAGUGGGUUCCUCAGACACACCACAUUCUAGUCUCCUGUAUAUUCCAUGCUAUUCUAGGCCUUAACAAUAGGAACCAUCCUGCUCUAGAAAAUUGACUAGUCUUUUGAAGUUACAGUGGAUAAUAAGAUUUAAGAGAAAUCAGAACUAAAAUUCUAAACAAAAACUUCUCGUCUCAUUUAUAAGCAGAAGUCCAAGGUAGGUUUCCUAGUGCUUCCACAUAGAAUUAGGUUGAACCAUAUGAACUUGCCAUUUUUGUAGGUGAAAAUGGUCUAAUAUCAUCAGUUUUACAUGGUUCAACCUGACUGUAAGUGCUAAAUAUAUGUUUAUUGAAUAAAUAAAUGAACAGAUGAAUGAAUGACUAAGAAGUAGAAUUUAACCUUUGUGGAAAGAAAAGAUUCCCACACUGAAGAGGCUCAUUCAUGGGUAGGGAUGUUUAAUGUUUCAUUCUCUUUAGUCAUAUAAUAAGUGAUGUUUCAUUUCUCCAGUUAAAUCAUGAACAAGGCCAAACUGAGGCCAGGGCAUCAGAUACUAUGAUGCCAAAACAAAGAGGAAAGCCAAACAGACAAACCUAGAAUGAUAAUCAGCUAAAACAUCUGGAACUAAUAAUCAGAUACUUUUCAUCUGAUAAAUUCCCUUGUUCUGUGAAGGCAAAAUCCUUAAGAUUAGAGAAAAUUGACAGAGUAUAUUAUAAUGGGGGAUUAGACAGUGUACUCUGAAAAUUAAGUUCCAGAGAUCUUUCCAAAGGAGUUCUCAAUAUAGAAAUGUUCGAGAGCCCUACAAAGCUCUUUAGGUUUUAGGCCAUGAGCUUCAGCCUUACUGUGGGUGGUAAUCUGACUUAUUAUGUCAAGAACAUAUCUUGAGGCCUCCCAAGAUGUGUAGCACAGAACAAGAAAGAUUGCCUCACCUAGAGAGCUGCUUUAGCUUCUUUUCUUUUUUCUUUAAUUUUUAUUUUUGGCUGUGUUGAGUCUUUGUUGCUGUGUGCAGGCUUUCUCUAGUUCUGGUGAGUGGGGGCUACUCUUUGUUGUGAUUUGCAGGCUUCUCAGUGUGGUGACUUCUCUUGCUGUGGAGCACAGGCUCUAGGUACGUGGGCUUCAGUAGUUGCAGCACACAGGCUCAGUAGUUGGGGCACGUGAACCCUGGAGUGCUUGGGCUUCAGUAGUUGUGCCGUGUGGGCUCAGUAGUCGGGGCACGCAGGCUCUGGGAUGCACAGGCUUCAGUAGUUGUGGUGCAUGAGCUUAGUUGGUCCAUGGCAAUGUGGGAUCUUCCUGGACCAGGGAUCGAACCUGUGUCCCCUGCAUUGGCAGGCAGUGAAUUCUUAACCACUGUGCCACCAGGGAAGUCCUGCUUUAACUUCUUUUAAUUGAAAAACUAAUAGGAAUUCAGUAUAUAGAAAGACAAAAGGAAGGAAGAAUUCUCAUUUCCAUAGACAUUGGGGACACCAGAACUAAGGAGUCCAAUUCUUAAAAAAUCCUAUCAGUAUCACUUCUUAUUUAACUUUAUUACCAGAAAGAAGAUGAUUAUUAAAUAUUUGUCAGGUUUGUUCAUCUUGCUUCUCUGAUGAAUUUUUUGCAUUGACAGUGGUCUUAGAUAUUCUAUAGAUACAGGCAAACAAAAAGAUAGUAGGAAUGAAAAAUAACAAAAGGUUAGGUAAGAUUGGGAUUAUGAGCUCUUCAUCAUACUGAGAGUAGGAGGGCCACUGUUCAGACUACCCUUGUAAUCCUUGAAUUCACACGUAGGAGAGGCAUAGACAUAGAUACAGUGGCAGUUCUUAAAAUUUCUGUAAACACCCCUCUCAUGACUCCAUGACUUGUUCAGGUUGCAGUCAUAGUAGAGUACAGUUGUAUCUAUGCAGCUUUGAUUAAUACAGAUCUUUCUUGGACCAUGUGUUGUAUCAUCCUUUACCUCUCCCUCAUCAGUCUUGUCUUUGGCUUCAAAAAUCUCUGCACCCUAACUCCACGUGUUCUGCAUAGGGAACUGGGUAAGUGUUUGAUGUUUUUCAAUGCAUGGGAGCCUUUGGACGUUUUCACAUAGCAGCCUCCCACAUUUUACAUCUUUGGCCUUGCAUUUGCUGAAGACUUUAAUAUCCCUUUAGAUUCACUGCCACAGUUUCCAAACUGGUCCCCCUUGGUAUUCAUUAAAGUUAGUAACUUUCCUGGGCAACCUUUGUGCCCUUUUCAAAGAUUUUAACACACAGAUUCUUGAGGCUUCAACCCCAGCCCUGGCAACAGUAACCUUGUUCCUUGCAAGGAGUGCCAUCUUGCUUGUAGGUAUCUGUGUGGCAGCACUUGGGGGGGUGCCAUUACACUAUUCUGGGAGGUCACACUCAUCCACAUUGAGGUGGCAGGGUGUGGUUGCCUUUAGAGAUUUGCAGGUUUUGCAGCAAGAUCCAAAUGCAUAAUCUGAACCCUUCUUCAGCUAGUAUGAGGGAAGACAAAAGUGAUCAUUUUGACAGUCAAGGUCACUGCCAUAGUCACGUUCUUCUCCUUUAUCUACUAUCUUAUUCCCACAAUAUGGCUUUCAAGAGGAGUUUUGGAGCUCAGGUUUAUUAAAUAGGCAGCCCUCUCUGUGCUUAUGGAGCAGCUGGUGAAAAUAGUGAAAGCUGCAGUUGCUGAAGCCCAUAUCUACAGUAAUAAAUUCAUGCGUGGUACAGAGGUUCUGGCCAUGAAACUUGCAGGCCACAUGAUCGUGCCUCAUUCCCAAGUCAUGGCCAACCUCAUGAGCUUUGAAAGCUGUGAAAUGUGGUGUUUCUUCAUGAAAGAAAGAUUCAGCACUGAUUGCAUUCUUGGCAGUGCAGAGACCACUGAGAAAUGCAUGGCCCUCGUACUUCCCCAGACUUUGACCAAUAAUCACAUGAGCAGCAUCAUUGUUUCACCCCUUUCAAGAGAUACCAGUCUCUCCAGUGGUUGAAAUUUUGAAGUAUUUCCUGCAAAUUCAGGAGGAUUUGCCCAAGGGUUUUCUCUGUCCAUAUCUUUAACCCAGUACAUACCACUUUCACAUUAUAUCCUUCAUGUACCUGUUGACCAGAGCAUGGGCAUCUAUUAACAUCUUUGUGGUCUUUUUUUUUUUUAAUUAAUUAAUUAUUUUAUUUUAUUUAUUGGCUGCAUUGGGUCUUCGUUGCUGCACACGGGCUUUCUCUAGUUGCUGCGAGUGGGGGCUACUCUUCAUUGUGGUGUGCAGGUUCCUCAUUGUAGUGGCUUCUCUUGUUGUGGAGCACAGGCCCUAGGCACGUGGGCUUCAGUAGUUGGGGCACAUGGGCUCAGUAGUUGUGGCUCACGGGCUCUAGAGCACAGGCUCAUGAGUUGUGGUGCACGGGCUUAGUUGCUCCAUGGCAUGUGGAAUCUUCCAAGGGCUCGAACCCGUGUCCCCUGCAUUGGCAGGCGGAUUCUUUACCACUGUGCCACCUAGGAAGUCUUCUUUGUGGUCUUGAUAACAUUAUCAUUCCACAUUUGAAAUCACUUAUUGUCAAUCACAGUCAGCUUGCAUAUACCUGGGAAGUGGCCACAUAUAGGGCAUAGGAACUGAGGAAGGUUCUGUUUUGCUGUGAAAUUGUGAAGUGCUUAAGAGCUCCUCUUGUUCAUCUCCACGGAUUACACAAGACUCACCUGAUGUUAAAGAUAUGCUGUAAACCAUAUGCUCAAUAUAUAUAGGUUUGAUGCCAAAGACAGUGCCAUGUAAGGUCAGGAUUCCCUUUUGUCCUGAGCAAGUGCUGAUUGUCACACAAGAGUCCAGGUCAUUCUCUGAAAACUCAAGUCAUCCUGAAUAAAAGCAAGGCUAGUUUCCCAUUUCGAUGUGUGUAAACAGGAAACUUCCUGACAAUUCUUUCUUUUGCUUCAAAUUAAUAGUAUGCCAUUUUCCUUGUUUGAGCAGGACAUUGGAAACCUUUUCUGCUUUUUCUUCUAGUCUUCUAAACAUCAUCAGAUUCGUAGGGAAGACUAUUUCAUAAUAGAUUCCCACUGCAGUGCAUCCCUGGAAGAAUAGUCAAAUUACCAAUAAGGUGACAUGCAGCUUAGUAUGGAAGGGCCCAUUCUCAAAUGCCCUAAAUGGGAUUCCUGGAAGAAAAAUCACUCCAAACCUUAUCCAUGACCACUUGAUUUCAUAGAAGACAGGACAGAGGGCAGGCGAAGUAACUAACUGGGCUUAUCAUUGUCAUGGCCCAAGUGAAACAGCAAAUGAUCUCAGAUCUCUUUCUGUAAGUUGACUUCCCCAGGACCCAAAUCUUUGUCAGCGACACAGUUGUUUGGCCAAAGAUCAAAGCUAUGCUGCCUGCGAGAAGGAUAGCUGCUCCCACCCUCAGAGUAUUACAUGAUGACGCCUAUCUUUUGACUAUGUCUCUUCUUAUUCCUCUUGAGCUCUCUCUCUUCAAGAAUGUCCUUACUUUGCAACCACCCUCAAGGAACAACAGUUUUAGUGCUCCGUAGCUGAGCUCCUGCUGUCUUCGUAGAGUAUACCAAGGAGAGGAAACUUUCAGAGGUCCAGCCAGUACAAUGAUCCAGGAUCAGGCCCCAAGAAAAAAAAAUAUAUAUAACCUUCUCCCUCAGUCCCAGUUCCCAUGGAACAACCUUCCCCUCUUGUCAUCCAGUACUCUUUUGAGUCAUUGAAAAUAAAGUUUCCAGAGCAGAGGUUUGUGGAUUUCUGGGUAGGUCACAGGCCUCUGCCGUUUAAUGCCUUUUGUACCAUUCCCUACUCUGUACAAUAUAGCCCAUUUCAAACCUCCAAUCCUUUUCUGUUUUUUUAUUCACAAUAGGUUUAUUUAUUUGCUCAAUCCUAGAAUACAUGUAAAGUAUAUUUAGAGUAGUAACCCAUGCCUCUGUGAAAAGCAAAUAUGUGAACUAGAGAACAGUGUUUGUUGGGUUGGCCAAAAGGUUUGUUCAGUUUUUUUCUGUAAGAUGGCUCUAGUAAUGCCUAGUUGUCUUUAACUUCAUUAUAAACAAUGUUGUUAGUCUGUAUUGUGACAGCUAUCAUAUCAGUGUACAUUUUAAAAAAAACAUAAAAAUCGGUGAAUUUUUGUGUAGCCAUUUUAAUAUUGAAGAUGGAAGAAAAAAGCAUCAUUUUCAGCGUGUUAUGCUUUAUUAUUUCAAGAAAGUUAAAAAUGCAACUGAAACAUAAAAAAAGAUUUGUGCAGUGUAUGGAGAAGGUGCUGUAAUUGAUCGAACGUGUCAAAAGUGGUUUGUAAAGUUUCGUGCUGGAGAUUUCUCGCUGGACGAUGCUCCACAGUCAGGUAGACCAGUUGAAGUUGAUAGCGAUCAAAUUGAGACAUUACUUGACAAUAGUCAAUGUUAUACCACUUGGGAGAUAGCUGACAUAACUCAAAAUGUCCAAAUCAAGCGUUGAAAAUCAUUUGCAUCGGCUUGGUUAUGUUCGUCACUUUGAUGUUUGGGUGAAAAAAAUCUUGACUGUAUUUCCGCAUCAAUUCUGUAUUUAAACAUAAUGAAAAUGUUCCUUUUUUAAAACAAGUUGUGACGGGUGAUAAAUAACAGAUACCGUACAAUAGUGUGGAAUGGAAGAGAUCAUGGGGCAAGUGAAAUGAACCACCACCAACCACACCAAAGGCUGGUCUUCAUCCAGAGAAGGUGAUGUGUACAUGGUGGGAUUGGAAGGGAGUCCUCUAUUAUGAGCUCCUUCCAGAAAACCAAAUGAUUAUUUCCAGCAAGUACUGCUCCCAGUUAGAUCAACUGAAAGCAGCAUUCGAUGGAAAGCGUCCAGAAUUAGUCAACAGAAAAUGCAUAAUCUUCCAUCAGUAUAAUGCAAGACCACGUGUUUCUUUGAUGACCAGGCAAAAACUGUUACAGCUUGGCUGGAAAGUUCUGACUUAUCCGCCGUGUUCACCAGACAUUGCACCUUUGGAUUUCCAUUUAUUUCGGCCUUUACAAAAUUCUCUUAAAGGAAAAAAUUUCAAUUCCCUGGAAGACUGUAAAAGGGUCCUGGAACAGUUCUUUGCUCAAAAAGAUAAAAAGUUUUGGGAAGAUGGAAUUAUGAAGUUGGCUGAAAAAUGGCAGAAGGUAGUGGAACAAAAUGGUGAAUAUGUUAUUCAAUAAAGUUCUUGGUGAAAAUGAAAAAUGUGUCUUUUAUUUAAAAUGUGUCUUUUAUAUAAAAAUUGAAGGAAGUUUUUGGCAACCCAAUAUGUUCGGUUUUUAUCUUUUACCUUACAAAUGAAGUCAAAAUAAUGUUUUCCAAAAUUAUUUAGAUUGGUACUUUUCUGUUCAGACCUAUUCAGUGUGGUUAUGUUAUUCAUUUUUUUUUGUUAUUCAUUUUUAAUUCAGUUAGGGUCAUAUGUUGCUGUUUGUAUUUCAUUCUGGUUUGUCCCUACAUUUUGGUUGCUGCUGAUGAUUUGGGGGCGGGGUGAGGUAUGUGAACUGUUACCAUGAUUCUGAAAGUCAGUACUAUACAAAAAAGUGUAUUCAGAGUACACCUCUUUGAGCCUUUGAACUGUUCCCAUAUCCUUUCUUUCCACCCAGUUCUCACUCAUCAAUCUCAAUAGCACUUGGUUUAUUUUUCCUGUGUUUCUUUCUGCGCAAAUAAGCAAAUAUAUAUUUCCUUGUAUCCCCUCUUUUCUUAUGUAAA
This is a messenger RNA of Hippopotamus amphibius kiboko, 8324 nucleotides long. RefSeq names its product transmembrane protein 116 (gene TMEM116). Gene Ontology annotation, molecular function: G protein-coupled receptor activity. Lineage: Eukaryota; Metazoa; Chordata; Mammalia; Artiodactyla; Hippopotamidae. The coding region runs from base 459 to 1262 and encodes 267 amino acids. Gene Ontology annotation, cellular component: plasma membrane. The transcript has 12 exons. The record is from RefSeq and is a predicted model, not a curated record. Gene Ontology annotation, biological process: adenylate cyclase-activating G protein-coupled receptor signaling pathway.